Monosiga brevicollis MX1 is the source of this 4151-nucleotide messenger RNA. RefSeq lists its product as uncharacterized. The record is from RefSeq and is a predicted model, not a curated record. The transcript has a single exon. Gene Ontology annotation, biological process: transcription by RNA polymerase II. NCBI's taxonomy places the organism in Eukaryota, Choanoflagellata, Craspedida, Salpingoecidae. Gene Ontology annotation, cellular component: RNA polymerase II, core complex. Gene Ontology annotation, molecular function: DNA binding. Bases 1 to 3924 code for a protein of 1307 amino acids.
AUGAUGAUGGUGCACAAGAACAUCUUGACGCCCCAGUCGAAUCGACCUGUCAUGGGUAUCAUUCAGGAUACGCUGACCGCUGCGCGGCGCAUGACGUUUCGUGACUGCUUCAUUGAGCGUGAGCAGCUCAUGCAUCUGCUCAUGUGGAUGCCCAAUUGGGACGGGAAGAUCCCGGUGCCAGCCAUUGUCGCACCAAAGGAACUGUGGACCGGCAAGCAACUCGUGUCCAUGAUUAUCCCCCGCCGCAUCAAUUUGGAGGGCAAGCACAGCACCCACGAGGAUAAGGUGGACCGUGCUACACCGUACCUCACGGUGCACGAUACCAAGGUCAUCAUCUCCAAGGGCGUGCUCAUUUCCGGCAUCUUGUGCAAAAGCAUGCUUGGCGCCAAGGGAGGCGGCGUGAUCCACGCCAUCACCGUUGAGCAUGGCCUUGAGGAGGCGCGUCAAUUUUACGGCAACAUCCAGACAGUUAUCAACAACUGGCUCCUUAUUCACGGUCACAGCAUCGGUAUUGGCGAUGCCGUCGCCGACCAGGACACUAAUAAGAAGAUCGAGGAGUUGACGCAAGAGGCCACGCGCAGUGUCGAUGAACUGAUCACCAAAGCGCAGGCGGAUGAUAUCAAGCCAAAGCCCGGCAACACCGUGCGUGAGACUUUUGAAGUUGAGGUCAACACUGUCCUCAAUGACAUGGUGAACAAGGCCGGUAAGGCGGCCCAGAACUCGCUCUCGAUUCACAACAACUUCAAGGCCAUGUCCACGGCCGGCUCCAAGGGUGGUCCCAUCAACAUCUCCCAGAUUAUUGCUUGUGUCGGCCAGCAAAACGUUGAAGGCAAGCGUAUUCCCUUUGGCUUCAAAUAUCGCACCCUGCCUCACUUUGUCAAGGACGACUACGGUCCCGAUAGUCGUGGCUUCGUCUUCAACUCCUACUUUAAGGGGCUCAGUGCGCAGGAGAUGUUCUUUCACGCCAUGGGUGGUCGUGAAGGUCUCAUUGACACGGCCGUCAAGACGGCCGAGACUGGCUACAUCCAGCGCCGCCUGGUCAAGUCCAUGGAGGGCUUGCGCCUCAACUAUGAUGGUUCAAUUCGUAACAGCAACGGUGACCUGAUCCAACUGUGCUACGGCGAGGACGGCAUGGACGGCGCGUGUCUUGAAAAACAGGGCCUGCCCACGCUCACGCCCAGUGACCAGGGCUUUGAGCGCGACUUCUGUAACACGGGCAACAAGCUAGCCUCACUGCGCCAGUACUUGGUGGGCAACAUUGUCGACGAUAUCAACGCAGACGAUGAAAUGCUUCAGGAGCUCGAGGACGAGUGGCAACGCCUCCAAGACGACCGCCAGUUUUUGCGCUCCGUGUUUCCCAAGGGUGAAGCCGACGUGGUUCUUCCUGUGCAACUCCGGCGCCUCAUUAUCAGUGCGCAAAAGGAGUUUAACAUUGAUCCCCGGCGCCCUACGGACCUCUCUCCCGCUCACGUGGCUCAGGCAAUCCGUACCUUUACGGACCGCCUCGUGGUCAUUCCUGGUGACGACCCUUUGAGCAAGGUGGCGCAGCGCAACGCCACCCUGCUUUUCAAUUGCAACUUGCGCUCAGUCCUGUCCUCGCGACAGUGCAUUGUGCGCCACCGCCUCAACACCAAGGCCUUCGAUUGGAUCCUUGGUGAGGUGGAGAAGCGCUUCAUGCAGGCACAGGCCCAGCCCGGUGAGAUGGUGGGUGCCUUGGCCGCCCAGUCGCUGGGUGAGCCCGCCACACAGAUGACACUCAACACGUUUCAUCUGGCUGGUGUGUCAGCCAAGAACGUGACCUUGGGUGUGCCCCGCUUGAAGGAAAUCAUCAACGUGUCCAAAAAGCCCAAAACCCCAAGCAUGGUCCUCUUCAUCGGCGAAGACAAGUACCAAGACCGCAACACGGCCAUGAAGGUGCUGUUUAGCAUUGAGCAUUCCACCUUGAAGACAAUCAUUCACAGCAGUAGUAUCUACUAUGACCCCGAUGAGAUGAAUUCUGUCAUCCCGGAGGACCGCGAGUUUUUGGAAAACUACGAUAUUGGUGACUUUGAUAUGAACAAAUGGCAUCGCUGGGUGCUGCGGUGGGAGCUCAGCCGGCGCGAAAUCAACACACGCCGCAUCCUGCCCGAGAACGUGGCCAAGCUCAUCAAGCGCGCCAUGGGCGCCGUUCAAGACACAGAGCGGGACACGGUCAUGGUUCACUUCCAGCAGGGCAACAUUGAGGAUCACACGGUCAUGCGCAUCCGCUUGCCCCGCGACAAGUCUGAGGCCGACGACAGCUUGGGUCCGGACGCCUACCUGCGCCUGCUGGAAGACCGCAUUCUUCACUCCAUUACCCUGCAGGGCAUCCCGGAUAUCACGCGAGGUUACCUGGUCACGGGCGACAGCAAGCAACCGGGCAAACAGCGCAUCUUCAUCAAUGAGGAAGGCGAGUUCAAGCCGCAGGAUCAGUUCCUUGUCGAAACGGAUGGCUCCAGCAUCCAAUCGGUUUUUGCACAGCGCUAUGUUGAUCAAGAGCGAUCCACUUCCAACGACAUUGUGGAAAUCUUCUCCACGUUUGGCAUCGAGGGUGCGCGCAAGGCUAUCGAGGCAGAGAUGUACAAUGUCAUCAGUUUCGGUGGUUCCUACGUGAAUGCUCGCCAUCUAUCCUUGCUUUGCGACAUCAUGACCACCAAGGGCUAUCUCAUGGCCAUUACGCGCCACGGCGUUAAUCGUCAAAACACGGGCGUCCUCAUGAAGGCCUCGUUCGAGGAGACGGUGGACAUUUUGCUGGAGGCUGCCGCGCACGGUGAGACAGACUACCUCAAGGGUGUGUCUGAGAACAUCAUGCUGGGUCAGGUCAUACCCGGCGGUACAGGCUGUUUCGAUUUGUUGUUGGACCAGGACCGACUGCAGCAUGCCGUUCCCGUCGAGCCGGGACUUGGCGGCUUGUUUGCCAAGGGCGGUGAUGCAAACGGUGCCGCCACGCCUUGGGGUGAGGGCAAUGCCACACCGUUUGGCAUGGGUGGCAUGACACCUCAAAACGCCAGCUCACCUUACCUUGGUGCCGGCCAAACACCCAUCGGUGGCUUCUCACCCGUUGUUGCCGGGGCCUUUAGCCCCGGCGGUAUGUUGAGCCCUGGUGGCAUUGCACAGAGCCCUGGCGGUGCAAUGAGCCCUGGUGGUGCGAUGAGCCCCGGCGUGGUCAGUGCCAGCCCCUUUUAUGACCCUUCGUCGCCGGCAGGCUACUCGCCCACCAGCCCCAGCUACAGCCCCACUUCGCCUGGGAUGUCUCCCACCUCGCCCGGGUUUUCUCCGGCCUCGCCUGCGGGGUUCACCCCUACCUCACCACAUUACAGCCCAACGAGCCCAAGCUACAGUCCAACGUCACCCAACGUGGGCGGCGCGCAAUCGCCUUCGUACUCGCCCACCAGCCCGAGUUACAGUCCCUCUAGCCCGGCCUACAACGCCCAGUCCCCUGCCUAUUCACCGACCAGUCCAAGCUACAGCCCCACCUCCCCCAAUGUCAAGUCGCCCACGAGUCCUGGCUACUCACCAACAAGCCCUGGUUACUCACCGUCGUCGCCUAGCUACAGCCCGACGAGCCCCAACUACUCGCCGACGAGCCCGAGCUACAGCCCGACGAGUCCCAACUACUCACCGACGAGCCCGAGCUACAGCCCGACGAGCCCCAAUUACUCGCCGACGAGCCCGAGCUACAGCCCGACGAGCCCCAAUUACUCACCGACGAGUCCGAGCUACAGCCCGACGAGUCCCAACUAUUCACCAACGAGCCCGAGCUACAGCCCGACGAGCCCCAACUACUCACCGACAAGCCCGAGCUACAGCCCGACAGCCAACGGGACAAGCGGCCCAACCAGCCCGGGCUAUUCGCCCACCAGCCCGGGCUACUCGCCCACCAGCCCGGGUUAUUCACCCUCUUAAGCUCACUGUUUGGCAACGGAACUUGCCAGGUACACCGGGGUAUACGAAAACACCCGUUUGUUCGUCGACGUUCGACUGGGUUGGUCCGCUCGUGUUCUUUCUUUUGCCCAGGAUUAUUCGUCACUGUGAGAGUCGGAUGCUUUAGUUGAGAAAAGUGGCGGGUUGUUGCCAUCUCUUGCCAAGGAAGCAAAGUCAAAACCAUAAAACGGAAAUUGAUAUUCAAACUC